UUCUCCACAACCACAUCCAAAUCAGCGCGCCCACACCUCACCCAACAAGCAAACAAGCAAGCCACCCACAGACAAUCAUGACGUCCUUGAUCAAGAAGACGCUGGCAAAGAAGCUGGCACCGCUGUUUGAGGACAUGACGGCAGACGACUUUUCCUUGUCGUUUCUCAAGGGCAAAGGCGGUCUCCGUGAUAUCAAGUUGAACAGGGCGCUGAUCCAGGACGCACUCCCGCCGUGGCUCAUCGUGGAGACGGUGAGCUGCGACAGUUUCGGGCUCAAGAUCCCAUGGACCAAGCUGAAGAAGAAACCAGUCAAGGUCAUGAUCUCGAAGAUCAACCUCGUUGUCGUGUAUGAUCCAACUCGCACGCACUUGCCCGAUCCCAAGCCGCAGAAGAAGCAAGAAAGCAAGUCCAAGUCCUCCAGCAAGUCUGAGCAGGACCCAAAGUUUGGCAUUGGCGGCAAGUACGGCCUCAUUGACUCGAUCAUCGAUGGGGUGAAGGUCACUGUGGACUGUGUGAAUGUUGAGCUGAAAGGCCCCGAUUUCACAGCGGAGCUGCGACUCGAUGGAUUCGUCCUUGAAAGUCCAACACCCUACUGGAAGUCGCCCUCGUCACUGAAGGAGACGCGUAUCAUGGACAAGGCGUCCGGCCUCAUCCACUUGUUCAAGCAGGCCACCAUCGAAAACAUCCAGAUCAAGCUCGCAAUGAUCUCCGCUGACAAGACGCUGGAGCCGUUCACCUUCCGGCUCGAUCUGCCAACACUCCGCGUCGCCAUUGACAAGCCAAUCACAGACACCGCCACGAUCUCGUCCAUCCAUCUGCAAUUCCUGUUGAACACGCUUCACCUGACGCUGACGCGCGGACAGCUGCGGUGCUUGGAGGCGUUUCUUGUGAGCAUUGGCUCCACCAUGCCGGCACUGCUCGAACAGUGGUUUGACCACAUCCACAAGCAGAAGAUCGUUGACGAUGACGGUGACGACGACGACGAUGAGGAUGGUGAUGGUGGUGACGAUGGGGCGGAUGUGAUGGAAGGGAUUCCGGACGAAGACGAGGAAGGUGAUGGUGGUGAUGAUGGUGAUGACAAGACAGCAAACAAGAAGAAAAAGAAGAAGAAUGACCGGUUGCGAAAGAUCAAACAGUGGCGAAAGCACAGGAAGAAGCGUCUUCAGAAGAAGAAGGCGUUGCGCAAGGCCAGCAGCGGCAGUGCCGGAGGAUUUGUCCUGUACAAAAGCUUCAACGACUUGCUGCCAGAGAAGGUCAACAGCUUGCACGUGCACGUGGAAAAGGUGUUGCUGCGGCUCUCAAAGCUGGAGGGAACACCGGAAGAACAGGCCGCCUUGCUCAAAGCGAACCAGCACCGCCACCUCCUCAUGACGGUCACCGUCAACAACAUUGUCCUACACCACUACUACAAGCACGCCUUUGGUGCGCGCGUGCCACACACGGAAGCCCUCGACUCGUUCUGGCAGGCGCACACGACGUGGGCCGAGCACCUCACGCCAGCGGACAUCUACGACAACCUGGACCACGUCCGCGUGUCAUCAACAUCGCUCAUGGUCCGUCGCCUUCUUAUGGUGGUCGACGCAUCCCCACUCAAGCGCGUCUCAUCAUCAUCAUCAUCAUCAUCAUCAUCAUCAUCAGCUGCGGCGUCGGCUGGUCCGCGACCGCGCGUGAUUCUCCUGCAGCCAACAGAGGAAGGCAGCGCCCAGCCAAUGAUCAUGAUUGCGCUUGCGUCCUUCUCGGAGCCCCCAGCAGCCGCACGUCUGCUGAUUGGCGAACCACACCCCGACUUCCGCCUGCCACCCGCCCAGCGCUUCGUGCAGGUGUGCAACAUGAAGGUGACAGCGGACAUUGCUGCUGGGUUUGAGGUUGGCCGCUUCCUCGUGGAGUCUCUUGAUCCCGUGCUCAGCCCCGCAACGGCAAAGACAGCAUCCGCGAAAGCAGCAACAGCAACAGCAGGCAAGAAGGGGGGCACCUCAGCCCCAACAGCUGGGGGUCAUGACGGCGAUGAUGAUGAUGGCGGUGACAGCGAGAGUCGAGCCAGCACGCUGCCGGCGUCACUGAUGGUGCAGUGCCGUAACCUCGAGGUGCAGCUUCCGCCUGUUCUCGCCACCAUGAAGGAGCCCGAUCGCAGCAUCUUCCUCACAGCAACCAUCGACUCUGUCACGCUCACCAACACCCCGACCGCGUGCAAGAACGCCAACACCCUGCUGCGCACGUCACACUUCUACAACGGCUGGCUAUACAGGCGCGCGCACGCCUUUCCCGAAUCGGAAGGUGGAACACAGUUCCUCCCGCCCGUCACGGAAAUUGCUGGCCUGGUGCAGGACCCUGUGCUGCGCAACACCAACCCCGACUACGAAGGUGUUGAUCUGAGCGGGCGGGAUGGCGGCGGCGAUGGCGACAGUGGUGAUGGCGACGAACGCGACAUGGAUGCGGCAGCAGGAAUGUACAUCACGGUGGAUGGUCUGACUGCUGUUGUGAACGAGAGCAAGGAUGGCCGCUGUUCCGAGAAGGCGCGGGUGCUGAACCACACGUCCAUUAUCGUGCGCACACGCGAGGACGAUACGGCAAGCUACCUGCUGCUGGAGAUUGCGGACCAGCUGUAUGUGCACUUAACGCACGAGCUUUAUGUGUACAUCAUGAACAUGUUCAACAUCGUCACAGCGCUGCCGUUCCACGUGAUCACAGAGGGUUUGAAGAAGUUCAAGACGAACGACAAGGACGACGGCGAUGGCGGUCGUGAUGAUGGCGAUGGCGGUCGUGAUGACGAUGACGAUGACGAUGAGAAGCCGAGCCAUUUGUUUGUGAUGGUGCGGGCGGUGACCUUUGCUGUGAACAACGGGCGCGAUGACUUGAUCCACGCCUGUGCGUACGACACGCAGUUGUCGCUGACAGAGCACAAGGACCACCAGCUUGCCCGCGCUGCCGUGCAGGAACUCAUCCUGACGCAAAACCUGAGCAGCCCGAGUGGACAGGUUGUCCGCGACAACACGCCCCACCCAGCCGGCGCCAUUGACGCGACCACGCUCGACAUUGAGCACAUUGUUGAGCCGCAGGUGCUGUGCCGAGUGCACAUUCCCCUUGUCUCCGGCAAAGAGCGGUGCCUGCAGUACGAUACGUUCCAGGAGCGAUACGAGCAAGCGCGGCGCGCACAGCACCACCUCGCCCGCUCGUGGUCGGGGAGCGUGCGGCGUGGCACGAGCGUGAGCCCGCAGCAGCUGAAGAAGGCGAUGGAGAUGAUGGACGCGGAGACGAAGAGCGCGGGCAGCAACAGGCGGGCAACAACGGCUGCGGAGGAGGCGAGCGCUGUGGACGAGGACUACGAUUCGGACACCACGUCCAUCGCCAGCGACGAUGAUCGGUCGUUCGUUGGCUCGGAGGACUUUGCCAUCACAGAACGCAUCGACCAGCACAGCUGGCAGCAGGCCGAGUUUUGGACUGGCGAGGGCGACAGCCAGCACGAGGCGCACAUUCUCGACGACGUGGACGCCUUCCUUGCCUCGUCGUACGCGUCUGUCUUCACCAGCGCCAGCCAGGAGGUGGUAACCCUGCCCUCUCCACCUGAGCUGACGAGCGGGGAGGUGCUUGAGUUCAUCCCCGAGCCAGAUAUCCCACCCGUCACGGUGACGGCGCGCGUGCGUUCGCUGAUGGCAACGCUUGACCAGGUGCCGCUGCAGAACAUUGCAGAGGUGCUGAACAACGCGGAUGCCGACCCGCUUGACGCCUUCCCGCCCUCCACAUGCGGCCCUGAAAUCAGUCUUCUCCUGUCCAACCUCGACCUGACGGUGCUUGAUGGGGACUACCUGCAGCGGCUGCCGCUGUUUGCAAAGGCGGCACGUGCCAACAUCGUUGCAGAGUCGCGCAAGCGGAUUCGGGCACCCUGUGUUGCCGUCCACGUGUCGUCUGCUGGCGUCAUUGACAUUGACUUGGCUGCCGCCCAACAGCAAGACAGCAACGAGCAACAGCAGGGAGGGCAAGCAACGCAGAGCGCUGCUGUUGUCGCUGCCUCCUCAUCAAGUGUGCAGUCGACGGCGCAACUGCAGCAGGACCUGGACGCUGCCCGCGACGAGCUGGCACGUGCGCGUGAACAGCUCGAGCGCUGCAUGCUGGCCAUGUCAUUCUCGGCCAAGGUGGUGGAGAGCGUGCAGGCGCAGGCACAGGCGACGCUCGAGGACUACCGCCAACUGGCUGAUGAGGAGCAGGAAGCGCGGCGGGGCCGUCUGGCUGACAUGUCCAUCCGUGCAAAACUGCACGACUUGCUCAAGACAUCCCCAGAUACAACCAUCUAGUCAUCUGACGCCUACGUGUGUGUGUGUGUGUGUGUGUGUGUGUGUGUGUGUGUGUGCGCGUG
This is a messenger RNA of Salpingoeca rosetta, 4351 nucleotides long. RefSeq lists its product as uncharacterized. The transcript has 6 exons. NCBI's taxonomy places the organism in Eukaryota, Choanoflagellata, Craspedida, Salpingoecidae. The record is from RefSeq and is a predicted model, not a curated record. The coding region runs from base 78 to 4289 and encodes 1403 amino acids.